UUUAUAUCCUGUUUACACAAUUUAUGUGCCAGUAGGGGUCAGUCAAACGGAUAAGCUUCUAACACCAUGAUGUAUAAAUAUCUGGCUGUAUUUCUUUUGUGUUUCGUUUUAACAGAAACUAUGCAAAUUGAGGAAAAGCCCUGGGAAUGCCCUGAAAACGAACUAUACUUCAAAUGUCAAAAAGAAGUUUGCUGGAAACAAUGCCAGGAUUUAAAGAAACCUCCACCGUGCCCUUCCAUAGCGCCAGGAUGUUACGACCCAGCCUGCUUGUGUAAGGAGAACUAUCUCAGGAACGAGCUGGGUGUAUGUGUUCAUGAAGAUGAGUGCUUCUGGAGCACCCAAACAAUAUAUGAAAAUGCCAUUUCGACAUACGACAGGCUAAUUUGGAUACAUAUAAACCUUCUUGGUGUGAGAUAUCAAAAGUGAAAUUAAUUUGACAUGACAGCUAGAACAUUCCAUAUUUAAGAAAUGUUUGAUGGUUUGAGUUAAAUUUUGUCACCCGAAUUAUUUAAAAGUAAAGAAUUUUUUAGUUUAUUGGCCAAUACAGAACAAAGACAUAACAUUUUUUUCAGAUAAACUACGCCACGGGUCUAUUUUAGUACAGACAUUCGUUACAUGAAAUUUUUUUUUUCAGGAAAUAUCUUUUAAGGUGUAUUUUGAUUUUUGUGGAAUUUAUGAACAUUUUCGCAGCUCUUUGGGCUAUAAAUAUGGAUGCUUACUUAAAUAUACAGACACAGCUCGCAGUAAUCUAAGUUAAAAGGCCAGCAACCCACUUUUAUAUUUCCUAGUGUUACUCUUGCUAUACAACACUUGUACGAUAGAUUGUCUUACUAUUCACACAAGGAAGGCAUGUCAUAUAAAAUGCAGGAGCCUGCCAAUCAGACAUCACUAUCGUCAGUUCAUAAUUAAGCACAAAUGUUAACAUUUGUUUUUCGCCUAAGUUGCUUGUUACCUGUUCCAGCGAAUAUUUGAAUAGUUAUUUUGCAUUUAAUUCGAGUCUCCUGAAAAUCUCUAAUAACCUUUUUGUGGUAAAAAUUGUAUCAUCAUAUUUAUAUUAAACAACUUAAAAACUGUUUUUUUUUAAUUCUUGUUCCAGGAACAUCGAUCAAAAUGUCCAAUUUCUAAAUGAAACAUUAAAUUUCAAUUAUUUUACUCCGAUUACAUAUCUGGCUUAUCA
This is a messenger RNA of Leptidea sinapis, 1177 nucleotides long. Its product is annotated as venom peptide BmKAPI-like. The record is from RefSeq and is a predicted model, not a curated record. Lineage: Eukaryota; Metazoa; Arthropoda; Insecta; Lepidoptera; Pieridae. The transcript has 3 exons. The coding region runs from base 67 to 426 and encodes 119 amino acids.